Messenger RNA from Aureobasidium subglaciale EXF-2481, 1863 nucleotides. RefSeq lists its product as uncharacterized. Bases 307 to 1863 code for a protein of 518 amino acids. NCBI's taxonomy places the organism in Eukaryota, Fungi, Ascomycota, Dothideomycetes, Dothideales, Saccotheciaceae. The transcript is spliced from 2 exons. The record is from RefSeq and is a predicted model, not a curated record.
GAGAGAUCGCGCUCGCCGGUAGAUCGCACAUGUUUGGUAAAGCGGAUCGGGACGUGACCGUCAUCCUGGAAAAUGUUUCGGGAUCUGCAAUAUACGAACUCGAUUGGCUUGGAGCACAAAUCGAUUGGCACUCAAUAGUGUGGUGGUCGAAGACACCGUAUGGAGGAAGGCAUGUUGGAUGUGCAUGACAUCGAGCUGAUCCGACCAUGUGCCACUUCUAGCACCUCGCCAUCCCCUCCUGUUACUCCUUGCAACACUGCAAACACUUACCAAGAUCAUUCAUCCCAUACCGCAUAGUCAUCAGUCAUGGACCGACGUUCGUCAUAUCCAAUGCAAUCAGCACCCAUGUUCUCGCCAACACAAGCUGUAGCUCCAGAGCAGCCAUCUACCAAGUCGACCACACGUCGGACUUUGAUCAUCUGUCUGGAUGGCACUGGCGAUAAGUUCGACGGUGAUAACAGCAACAUCGUACACCUCGUCAGCUGCCUAAAAAAAGAUGACCCACGUCAGGUCACGUACUAUCAGACAGGCAUUGGCACAUAUAACUCCGGAGGUCUAAGCAACGGCAUUGCAGCGGCUGUAGACAUGGCAAUUGGCAGUGGUCUUGGUGUCCACGUGAGAGAUGCCUACCGCUUCUUGAUGCAGACAUAUCGUGAAGGCGACAAGAUCUGUUUGUUUGGCUUCUCGCGAGGUGCAUACACAGCUCGUUGCCUGGCCGGCAUGCUUCAUAAAGUUGGCCUCUUGCCAGCACACAACCAAGCACAAGUGCCCUUCGCAUACAAGUUCUACAAGGACGACACUCAGAACGGAUGGGACAUGAGUGCCGAUUUCAAAAGAACGUUUUGCAUUGACAUCAAUGUCCACUUUAUCGGCGUCUUCGACAGCGUCGCUAGCGUCGGCCUCAUCCCGCGAAAGUUGCCGUUGAGCAGUACACCAAAGAACAAACCAUCUUACUUCAGACAUGCAAUGGCUUUGGACGAGCGCAGGUCUAAAUUCAAAGUAUGCAGAUAUCAGCAGAAAGAUCACACCGACCCCGAGUCUCGAUGGACCACAAAGGCCGCAACUCAAGGACAGUCCGAACCUUCACGACAAAGGCUCGAGUCUACCAGCACUACUAAUACAUACACUGCCGAACAUGAGAAGAGAUUAAGACUGGGAUCAGACGGCGAUACCGUCAUCCGAGAGGUCGACUGCCAAGAAGUCUGGUUUGCAGGCUGCCACGCCGAUGUAGGCGGCGGCGCAGUCGCAAAUGCCGAGAGACACAAGCCCUCUCAAAUUCCUCUCCGCUGGAUGAUACGUCAAUGCUUCGAAUGCAACACCGGUAUCCUCUUCAACACGCAUCGCCUCGCAGAAGAAGGGCUAGAUGUACACAUGCUUUCCCCAGUCUAUCAUCGACUAGAGAAACCAAUCAUUGGUCCAUCACCUGAUACGAUGGAGAAGUAUCAACAAGGCGAACUCGCACCAAUCACUCGCCGCUCCACUAUCCUCGAAGCUCAAGAUGACGAUCACAGAAAUGGUCUCCUUGACGUGAAUCUCUACCAAGAUGCCGAGAAGCGAAAGAUUGCCGAACACUGGAUGCCCGAGCAAAUUGAAGACUACUUUGAUGCUAUUACACCAUUCAAUGAUCAGCUUGUACAAGCAAAAUUCUGGUGGCUGUUGGAGUUUUGGCCAAUCAAAGUUCGAGUUCAGUCCAAGGACUCGGAUAACUGGAUCAAGAAGGUCAGUAUCAAUAGAGGAAGAUAUAGAGUUGUGCAGGAGUUGGAGCCGAGAUUACAUUGGACAGUGCAACAGCGUAUGCAGGAUACGAGUUACAAGCCGCAAGUCAGACUCGGGAGAAAUGCCGCUUGGACGUUUGUAGUCUAA